This is a messenger RNA of Ornithodoros turicata, 1667 nucleotides long. Its product is annotated as TNF receptor-associated factor 6-B-like. NCBI's taxonomy places the organism in Eukaryota, Metazoa, Arthropoda, Arachnida, Ixodida, Argasidae. Gene Ontology annotation, molecular function: metal ion binding; protein binding. The transcript has a single exon. The record is from RefSeq and is a predicted model, not a curated record. The coding region runs from base 112 to 1536 and encodes 474 amino acids.
UUUAGCUACAUACUUCACUCACUGAUACAGAAAGGCGCAUGCAUUGUAUGACACGUAUCUGUCCUUUGCUGGCUGCAGACUCGACGAAGGCUUCGCUUUGAACUGUAUAGGAUGACUUCCAUAGGCUACUUUUCGGGGCACUUCGAAGCCCUGGACUGGCGUCCCUUGCAGUUUGUGGAUCUCCCAUCGUCCAUAUCAUGUGACUUGUGCGCCGUCAUUCCUCAAAAUAUCUUCAGACUGGAAUGUUACCAUUGGCUCUGCGAAGGCUGUUACCAGAGUGUUCUUCGAACCAACCGACAGUGUCCACUCGAUAAGCAAGAGUUUCUUGAAAGUGAAGUGGAUACAUUACCAAUUAGAGCGACGCGUCUACGGAAACUGGAGGUUCGAUGUUGCAACAUCAGCCAUGGAUGUAAUUUCGUCGGAUCGCUGGAACGAAUGAAAUCACACUUCUUGAAUGACUGUGAAUUUCAUCCAUUAGUAUGUAAGAAGUGCUGUGCAACCGUACCCCGUAGAGACAUAAUCAGCCAUUACAUGGACGAACAGUGCAGGGCUCAAAAUAGUCCGAGGGAAGGUGUUUAUAUUGACAGCAGCGUUGUCGUGAUCGGAAGAGAGAUCAACGCCUCACUAGCAGAUAUAGCCGAUAAGCUCCAUGCUGUAGAAAAUCAGCUACAUAACCAUACUGUGGGGAUCGACACUACGAAAGAAUACGUCAUGAAUUACGCUGCUGCACUGCGCACGCUUCAAGAGGGACAAAGCGCCUCCUCAGUAACGAUGUCGAACGUUGUCGCUGGCAUUCGCACAGUUACGGAUGCGUUGUCUUCGGUUGGAUAUCAACGUGACAACCAAGUAGAAUGUGCAGAAUACGUGAAGAACCGCGUCAUUACGAUCGAGGAGACGCUAACUGCUCUUGCGGGUUUCCAAAAAGAUGUAGCUAAGAAUGUAGUUAGCUCGGGAGAAGGCUGGAAACAGUGCUCCGAGAAACUUGAAGCGAUAUUGAAACGCGCGCAAGAUCUUUCGUCAUCAACCGAGGACAAAAUGUGUUCCAUAAGAGAUAUCCCCCCGGCUCCCGCAGGAUAUAGAACCAACGUUGGUUUUUUCCAUGUCCAAGGCGUCGAGGAGCUUAAGAAGAAAGCAAAUGAGGAGCGCGCUGCCUUCACCUGUUCGGAUGUUUUUGCGUUGUGCGGUUAUUCCCUAAAGUUAAGUGUAAAGUUCGGCAAACCUGAUGAUAUCAUGUACAUAGGUGUCUAUCUGCGUAUUUGUUGUGGCCCAAAAGACUCUCUCUUGAAAUGGCCCUUCUACUUACCUUAUACGCUCACCUUGGUACAUCCUACUGACGACAAAAAGAACAUCCAGUGUCAUUUUGAUAUGCUGGAGGAGUUUAGAAAUUCGCCUCAUUGUUUCAGGAGGCCAGUCGCAAGUUCAAAUAAUGGCUACGGCACCCAUGGGUUGUGCAAACUAGAAGACGCACUGAGUGGUGGCUUUGUUUACGAAAACUCAAUUACUGUUGGCGUUACCCUUGCACAAAGUAGUGAGUAGUAGUGAUUCAAGCUAUGAGCCCCUACAGACCAGCCUGUAUGUCUAUUAGCCGUCAGUAUCUGUACGAUCACAUUAGAAACAUGACUACCUGCUGACGCUUCAUGUGUAUAUUAAAGGGACUCUGACCAGAA